Messenger RNA from Serpula lacrymans var. lacrymans S7.9, 1761 nucleotides. RefSeq lists its product as uncharacterized. The transcript is spliced from 7 exons. The record is from RefSeq and is a predicted model, not a curated record. The annotation marks the transcript as partial. Lineage: Eukaryota; Fungi; Basidiomycota; Agaricomycetes; Boletales; Serpulaceae. Gene Ontology annotation, molecular function: 5'-3' DNA helicase activity.
GGAACUCCCGUGGCGAAGUAGUCGCUCGCGAUACCACAGGUCGAGAAGUUUUGCAGGAGCAGGUACUCUGCCGUCCCUGUGGCCAUCUAUACGCUUUCGAUAUUGGCCCACUUGCUCUUUCUCUGUGGCACGAUCAUGGCAUUCGCGUUACCAACGCUGUGGAUAUCCAAUCUGCAGGCUCUCCAAAAACUCGCCAGCCGCUCGCGUCAAUAAGAAUUGCUGUAGGAGAUAAUUACGAAAUCCAUAAAGAUAACAUCAAUGAGAUCUUCGACGAUGUCGCGCAUGACCCUCGAAACUUUACCCCACUCGCUCUUAGAGCUUGGGUUUCGCACCACGUCUCUCAGCUGUCCUUCAUGGAAGAUAGGCUGGCUAAAGUGCCAGUUGUACAUACUACGAAUUUCACUGACGAAGUUCUUAGCUUCCUUGCCAAAAGUACCCAAGAUUCAUUCAGACUUGACCAGAUGAAGCCUACAGUACAAACGCACAAAUUCAAUACUACUUGGAAUGACCAGAAAAACCACCUCAAAGCUACUGCAGACCGCUAUCAAAACGUGAUACGGAAAUCCGGAAAUCAAACUGUUCGUGUUACAGUAGAAGACCCGUCUACUGCCGGAAAAUAUAAACUCCAAGGUACUGUCGCAAACGCAAUGGGCAGCGGUGCAAAUCUCGCUCUGUCAGGCAAUCUGGGCGGGAAAAUGAUUGGUACAAUCACAACUAUCGGCCGUGACGGUCCAACCGCAGCAGAUUCGGCCAGAACCAUAGCCAUUCUCCAGUUCUUGCAGGGCAAGAAGAAGAUCAAGCAGGAGAACCCUUGGAUCGAAAGGAUUUGGCUCAUGUCGGACGAAUUUAAGUGGCCCGAAGUAUGGUCUGCUGAACCUCAAAUUUCUUCUCGUUUUAACCCGAAAAGUGCAUCAAGGCCAUUAAAUUCAUCCCAAACAUCUGCCGUAGAACAUAUGUUAUCACAAACGAACGACACUAGAAUUACUCUGAUUCAGGGCCCGCCUGGAACUGGCAAGACUACAGUCAUUGCAAGUUUUGUCCAGGCUGCACUGCGGAGGGGACAAAACGGCAUUUGGUUAGUGGCUCAAUCCAACGUCGCGGUGAAAAACAUCGCAGAGAAGCUUGCCGAUUUUGGCAUCCUCGAUUGGAAGCUCUUUGUAUCUAAUGAUUUUAUUGAGUUCUGGCACGAACAUCUGUAUACCGACAUCAGGUCUAAUGUCAUUCUUGGCGACGAGUUAUUAGAUCCUGGAAUAGUGAAAGAUCUAACUAAUUGUCGUGUUAUUCUGUGCACCCUCAGCAUGUUGUCAAAACGUGCUUUAAGGGACCGCGGUAUUACCCGAGUAGUCCCGCUCAGUACCUUAGUAGUUGAUGAAGCAUCACAGAUAGAACUUGGUGGUUAUAUUCCUGUUUUUAAUUUGUUUACUUCUAUCCGCAAAGUCUGCUUCAUUGGAGACGACAAACAAUUACCUCCGUACGGUCAAGAGGAUAUCCAAGACUUGAAAAGCGUAUUCGAGGUUGAACACUUACACAGCGACACAAUCUUUCUUGAUACACAGUACCGCAUGCCGCCUCAGGUCGGCGACUUCAUAUCACAAGCUAUCUAUGAUGGCAAGUUACAAUCUAACGAGUUUCACCAAGUCACGACAGAUAGCAUGGCAUGCUACUUCGUGGAUGUAAGUCUGGGUCAAGAAGAAUCUUUUGGAACGAGUUGGAAGAACGCCGAAGAGUGCAAGGCGGUAUUGCAGAUUGCAACAAUCCUGG